Molecule: messenger RNA, 2572 nt
Organism: Rhipicephalus microplus (southern cattle tick)
Lineage: Eukaryota; Metazoa; Arthropoda; Arachnida; Ixodida; Ixodidae
Gene: PIG-M
Product: Phosphatidylinositol glycan anchor biosynthesis class M
Biological process (GO): GPI anchor biosynthetic process
Cellular component (GO): glycosylphosphatidylinositol-mannosyltransferase I complex; membrane
Molecular function (GO): GPI mannosyltransferase activity; alpha-1,4-mannosyltransferase activity
Source: RefSeq, a predicted model, not a curated record
UGCGUCUUAGCUACGCGUGUGUGAAUAAUAAACAGUGUUUGUAGCUAGACCGUUGCAUUCAACCAUCUGCUACCUGCGCUCGAAAGGCUAGGCAGGCAUGGUGCACAUGCGUGAAUUUCGGGAUGGUUUUGCGGCGCAAAGCGCCCUACCUGUAGUGUUCAGGCGUGCCCGAUUUCAAUCCUGUGAACCUUAGAACUAAUUCCUAUCACUUCUUUUUCGUCCUCCGAAGCUAACAACUAUAAAGAGGAAGCCUGCUUAUCCUUCAUCAAGGAGUUGUUGAAGUGCUGUGAGAAGUGGAAGGAAAUGUCUGACUGCUGCGCUGGGUUCCUGAAAGACGACAAGUCGAAGUAGCUUGCGACCGACGGAGUGUUGUCCUUUCGUAGCAGAUCCCAACUGCCUUUGUUCCCCCGCAGAUUGUGCAUCCCGCGAGGGUUUGAGUAUUCAAUUGUCACGAUGGUGCAGCAGUCGAGCAGGUUCAGUGUGGGCAAAGUGAAGCUCUACCACCACCUCGUCCUGGCUGGGCUCAUGCGCGCCGGCCUGAUCGUCGUCGGGGAGUGGCAAGACCAAAACCUGCAGCUGAAGUACACCGACGUCGAUUACCACGUCUUCACUGACGGCGCCGCCUACGUGGUCAAGGGAGAGUCGCCGUUCCUCCGGGAAACGUACCGCUACAGUCCCCUGCUGGCCGUGCUCCUCGUCCCCAACGUGCUGCUUCAUCCGGCCUUCGGAAAAGUCCUCUUCUCCGCGGUAGACGUCCUCGUAGGCUACUACGCCUAUCACAUCGUUCGCACGGCCAAGUUUAGCGAACGCAAGGCCGUGCUUUGUGCCUGCCUGUGGCUCUACAACCCUAUCACUUUCGCCGUUUCCACACGCGGGAGCUCAGAUUCCAUACUGGCACUUAUCGUCGUGUUCUCUCUCUUCGCCCUGCUCAAGAACAGGGACACGGCUGCCGGCCUGGCCUAUGGGUUUUCGGUUCACCUGAAGAUGUACACGGCCGUUUACGCGCUGCCCAUCUACUUGGCCCUCCAAACGAGGCUGCCCUCUGGGUCUGCGGCAAAGGGAGAGUUGGAGAGCUGGCGAUCCUACCUGUCUCGACUACUGUUGCCCAAUAGGCGAAAGCUGAUCUUCCUGGGCUCCAGUGCAGCGUCCUUCUUCGUCCCAACGUUCUUGUGUUACAUGGCCUACAGCCGAGAGUACAUCCAGGAGGCAUUUCUUUAUCACGUCUCCCGGAGAGACGUCCGCCACAACUUUUCUCCUCUUUUCUACCCGCUCUACCUAGCCACCGAAAACACAUCCGGUGGUGGCAGCACGUUUGCUGCCCUCUUGCCACAGCUCUUGCUGAUGCUGCUGCUCUCCUUCAAGUAUGGCCAGCUGAGUGACCUACCUUUCGCCCUGUUUUGCGUCACGUUUGUGUUGGUGAGCUUUAACAAGGUGUGUACGUCGCAGUACUUCCUGUGGUACCUGUGUCUGCUGCCACUGGUGCUGCCCAAGCUCGGCCUGAGUGUGAGGCGCAGUGUGCUUCUGCUGCUCAUGUGGCUGGGAGGCCAGGCAUUGUGGCUGGUGGAGGCCUACUACCUCGAAUUCGGUGGCAAGCCGCUUUUUCUUCACGUCUGGGUGGCAGGCCUCAUGUUCCUCGUAGCCAACACGUUCAUCCUGUGCUUCAUGAUGGCACACUACCAGAGCCACAUACCUAGAAACAAAAAGGCAAAGAACAAAUGAGUGUACCAGCCUAAAUUAAUUUUUUUAGUUAUUAUUUAUUGAGGGGCAGCCAAAGCUGGAUUCUUGAGCAAAUGGAGUCAGCACGCUUAUUCUGCUCUUGACUGUAGCUCCUCGAAACGUUGGAUGCAGCAUAGUCUACUGGAGAUGGCUGUGUCCACAAACCUGUGGUAGUGUGCAGUGGAUAGACGAUGCAUAAUAGUCCUGCCCAGCAACAGCCUCCCAUGCCUGCAUGCUUGAAAUUACACUCGUGAAAUUUGGGGGUGGGUGACUGAACAUUCUCGUGGCAAGGCCAACACAUUUGUCAAGAGGUUGUGUGUGUUAAGCAUAAUAGCAAUGUGCUAGAUAUUUGAGGGUCUUCAGUGUAGGAAGUGAAACCUUGCAUACGUAGUGCAAAUGGAACAUGAUGUUUUUUCAUCUUUAGAUGGCUGGGCCUCAUUGCAGAAGAUGCUUAUUGAUGGGACAACAGUAGAGAUGCUGUCGAGGACAUACGGUAGCCAAACUGUCCAACAUUGCUUAGUGGGCCAGAAAGAUUGCACUGUGUGUCAUUGCUUGCUGGACAGCUUGUCAGAGCUACUAGUCUUCAAUGGAGCAUAAGCAUUUUUCUUAAAGGAGUACUGACAUGAUUUUGAAGGACCUCAAAGGGGCAUUUUUCAUUUCCGUGGUGUGCAUCAUCGCUCUCCAUACACUAAACCCAGGCAACACAAUAUUUUACUUUGAUUUUAAAGUUAUCACCCAGCAUCUGCAAGCGAGCCGCAUCGCAAUGGAAGUUGUCACAAGUCAACACAGUGCUCUGGGUUUGUGAAAUUUGCAUUCUGCAUGUAGCCUAAAUUGCAUAAAUCACUGUCAGAGUCUC